AAUUUAAUUUUCUUUACAUUGAGUGCAAACUCAAGUCAGUUUUAAAAUUUAAAUUAUUUUAAAACAAAAAAAAAAAUGAAAACAUAAUACCUAAAUACGUACUUUAUUUUUUAAUUAACAAUUGUCAUUAACCUAGGUAUUAAUAAUUAAUUGAACAUUAUAUUACUGUUAUAGUUAAAUUUUUAAUAAUACACACAAGGUAUAUUUUGUUGAUAUACAACAUCAGCUACAAGACAGUAUAAACCAUGCCACAGAAUGAGUACAUGGAGAGGCACCGUAAAUUGUACGGUCGCCGUCUCGAUUAUGAACAACGUAUGCGUAAGAAGGAGGCGAGAGAACCUCAUCUGCGGUCAGACAAAGCAAAACGUCUUCGAGGUCUGAAAGCUAAACUUUACAACAAAGAGAGGCGUAAUGAAAAGAUACAAAUGAAGAAGAAGAUCAAGGAACAUGAAGAGAAACUACAAAAAAAGAAAGAGGAUAAACCUAAAGAAGGCGCUCUUCCAGUUUACUUACUCGAUCGAGAUGUUCAGUCUAGUGCUAAAGUACUGUCUAAUAUGAUUAAACAAAAACGUAAGGAAAAGGCCGGUAAAUGGGAUGUACCAAUUCCCAAAGUACGUGCUCAAUCCGACGCUGAAACAUUCAAGGUAUUAAGAACAGGAAAAUCCAGAAGAAAGGCAUGGAAGCGGAUGGUUACAAAAGUAUGUUAUGUCGGCGAAGGAUUUACCCGCAAGCCGCCAAAGUUCGAAAGGUUCAUCAGACCAAUGGCGUUACGUUUUAAUAAGGCCCAUGUCACUCAUCCAGAAUUAAAAGCCACAUUCUGUUUACCUAUCAUUGGUGUAAAAAAGAAUCCAAAUUCUCCCAUGUACACAAAUUUAGGAGUCAUAACUAAGGGUACGGUCAUAGAAGUAAAUAUUAGUGAGUUGGGUUUGGUCACGCAGUCCGGAAAAGUAGUGUGGGGUAAAUAUGCCCAAGUUACUAAUAAUCCUGAAAAUGACGGUUGUAUUAACGCUGUACUUUUGGUUUAAAUAAAUUUGUUUUCAUUA
This is a messenger RNA of Adelges cooleyi (spruce gall adelgid), 1043 nucleotides long. It is a transcript of the gene Ip259, whose product is annotated as ribosome biogenesis protein NSA2 homolog. Lineage: Eukaryota; Metazoa; Arthropoda; Insecta; Hemiptera; Adelgidae. The record is from RefSeq and is a predicted model, not a curated record. Gene Ontology annotation, cellular component: nucleolus; preribosome, large subunit precursor. Gene Ontology annotation, biological process: maturation of LSU-rRNA; maturation of 5.8S rRNA. The transcript is spliced from 2 exons. Bases 246 to 1025 code for a protein of 259 amino acids.